Molecule: messenger RNA, 358 nt
Organism: Nerophis lumbriciformis (worm pipefish)
Lineage: Eukaryota; Metazoa; Chordata; Actinopteri; Syngnathiformes; Syngnathidae
Source: RefSeq, a predicted model, not a curated record
CGCUCUGCACGCGUUUGGCCAUCAUGGUGAACGGGUCCUUCAAGUGUCUCGGAACCAUUCAGCAACUCAAAUACAAAUUUGGUGAUGGCUACGUGGUGACCAUGAAGAUCAGGGCCUCCAAGGCCGGUUGCGCCCCCGAUCUGAACCCGGCCGAAGCCUUCAUGGAGAGCACCUUCCCCGGCUGCGUCCAGAGGGAAAAACACUACAACACCCUGCAGUACAAGAUAGCCUCCUCCUCCCUGGCAAGGAUCUUCCAGAUGGUCCUGGCCAACAAAGACCAGCUCAACAUCGAGGACUACUCGGUGUCACAGACCACUCUCGAUCAAGUAAAAACAAAAGAGGUUUAAAGAGGAAUGUA